AUGUAUUCUUAUAUGAAUUGGGAUGGAUUAAAACCUUAGAAAUGGAGAGAUAAAGGAAGAAAGAAAUUUGAAUAAUAAGCAUUAGAAAUAAUUACUCCUAGAGAAAGUGAUGUAUUCAAUAGUUAAAUUGAAUCUAAAUCCAUACGACCUUAAAUAUAAAAUUAAUUAGAAAUAUACAAAACUCCAAUAUGGAAAUAAUCACUUAAUAAUUAAGAAUCAAAUAGAUUAGAGAAGUUUUAUUCAGAACCUAAUUUACGAAAAUAAUUCGAACCAUUAAAUAGAUAAAUAUAUUUUGAAAGAAAACAUUUGCGUUAAGAAAAAGAUGGUCAUUUAGAAGAUAUAGAUUAUGGCAUAAAAACAUUUGAUGUAAAUUAUUAUAAUAGAUAUUUAAGGUAGCAAAUAAAGAAACUAAUUAAGGUUAUAUUUUAGAAGAUGAAAUGUAAAGAAAAAUAAGAGUAAAUGAUCAUAGAAAUGGAAUAGGAACACAUUUUUUAGGAGAUAAAGCUUACCAUAUUCCUGAAUAUAGUUCAAAUUUUUAUAAACAUCCUGACGGUGCGAUUCCUGGUUCUAAUAUAUAAUAUCGACAUUAAUUUAAAUAAUUAUCUAAAUGA
Molecule: messenger RNA, 611 nt
Organism: Paramecium sonneborni
Lineage: Eukaryota; Ciliophora; Oligohymenophorea; Peniculida; Parameciidae
Source: the annotation of a GenBank genome assembly